Molecule: messenger RNA, 1376 nt
Organism: Cinara cedri
Lineage: Eukaryota; Metazoa; Arthropoda; Insecta; Hemiptera; Aphididae
Source: the annotation of a GenBank genome assembly
AUGGCUUCUAAACAAGGUGAAGAAAAGAAACCAGCCGAGAACGCAUUUGUGUAAGUGCUUGUUAUAAUAAGUAAAAUAUUAUGUUUAAUGCUUUUUAAUACGAUACAAAGUGGCAUGGCAAGCAUAGGUUUAAAUGUGCAAUAAUUGUUCACGGUAAAUUAUGGCCAAUCAUUUCAAACAUAAAUAUAUGUUUAUAUAUUAGUAUUAAAAUGCAGUAAAAUAUAGUAAAAACCACGAAAAUCUACGAACCAGUGAAUUAAUUUUUAGUAGUGGGUACUUGAUCAUUUUAUUUGCCUGCAAAUCAAAUAUCACCUCAUCAAGCAACUAUGAUAUUAUAAUAAUUAUCAAUUAAAAUACUAACUUAUUAAUAAUAUUUCAGACCUACACCUCGACCAGGCGGUUACAUAAAAAUAAAAUUAGAUGUUAAAGAAAAGAAAAAAAAAGUACUCCAAUUUGAUCAAUACCAAAAUAUUACUAGUCGAGUGGAGGAUAUGGAAAAACAAAAGUAUAGAACAGAGAAGACCGUUGCUAAAAUUCCAAUACCGCCUAAGAUUACACCUAUUAGAAAUUUAAAUUUACCCAAAAUUUCACAAGAAUCUCUAUUCGAUAAAUAUCUAGUCGAAAAUGACGAAAAUGGUAAGUAUGAUAAUUAAUUAAGUAUACAUUCGAAUCGUGUCUGAAAUAUUAUUUUGAUCGAAUUGUGUCCGUGGUUUAUUUUUGGCAGAUCAAAUUGUUUGUUUUGUCGUCUAAUAAUUUCAAUAUGAUUUUUUUAUUACCUUAAGAUUCUGAGCAGAACGUAAUAUAGUUCUUUUUUUAUAAGUAUUUUAAAUUUAAACUGAUGAAAAUCGGAAAAAAACAUUUUAUUCCAAACAUGUUUAACCGAACUUUGCUCGUAUUUGGUCCGAUUUCUAUUAAACUUGCUACCUAACUUAUAAACUUGUUCACGGGACCUUCCCCUGAGUUCGGAUCUUGUGUAUUCAUAUAUUUUAUCGUUUACAUCAUUACAUUUAUUAUUAUUAUUUUUAUUUUAAUUUUAUUUUAGUUAACUUUUUCCGUAAAUUCUAAAAUAAAUAUAAUACAUUAAUAUAUACAAUAUCAUAUGUAUAGACAAUCACGGUGAAUAUGAAAGAUGGUUAGACGAAACUGCACCGGCGAAUAAUAACAAUCUAAUGGACAAUCUAGAAGAAGCUAUUAAUCUGAUUGUAAAGUUAGCAUCCAAUCCGGAUGCGCCUACUAAAGAUUUUGAUGAAAUGCAAGCUAUUUCAGUUAUACAAUUUCUACGUACAAUUAAAACACCGUCUGGUCAGUACGAGCCGAAUAAUUCGAGAUUGAUGGAUUAUAUUGACAGUAAAGGAGUCGAUUUCCAUAAAAAUUAA